Solanum lycopersicum (tomato) is the source of this 642-nucleotide messenger RNA. NCBI's taxonomy places the organism in Eukaryota, Viridiplantae, Streptophyta, Magnoliopsida, Solanales, Solanaceae. The record is from RefSeq and is a predicted model, not a curated record.
AUGGAGAUGAAGGUUGAGGUGUUCAUUAAUCUCAAGCAAGGAAAUAUGAGGGUUGAGGAGUAUUCCUUGAAAUUCACUAUGUUUUCUAGGUAUUCUCAAUCCUUAGUGUCUAACCCUAUGGAUGACAUGAGUAGGUUUGUGACCCGUGUCGCCGAACUUGUGAAAGAAGAGUGUCAUACAGCCAUGCUCUAUGGUGAUACGAAUUUUUAUAGACUAAUGGUUUAUCCUCAAUACAUUGAGGAGUCUAAGAUUAGUAGGAUUUCUAGAAACUUGAAGAGAAGUGGGUCAAGUGAUCAAAACCAACAUAGGUUCAAGAAGACGACUCCAAUUCAAUAUGAACCUAGGGGUCCUAAGGUGAAACUUGAGAAGGGUAGUGGUUCUCAAGGUUUUAAGCCUACUUCGGCUACUUGUGCGAAGAAGCACUAUGGGAAAUGCCUAAUCGGUACCGAAAAUUGCUUUGGUUGUGUUAAGGAUGGGAAUAAGGUAAGGGAUUGUCUUAGUAUUUCGUCUAGAGGAAAGGACGGUAAGAAAGUUCCUUUAAGUGUUCCAGGUAAUAAUGUUCCUAAGAAGACUCAUUUAUAUGAACUACGGGCUGUGGGAUCAAAGCAGGAUGAUGAUGAUGAUGAUGUUUGUAAGUUAUAG